Molecule: messenger RNA, 3403 nt
Organism: Hemicordylus capensis (graceful crag lizard)
Lineage: Eukaryota; Metazoa; Chordata; Lepidosauria; Squamata; Cordylidae
Gene: NEMP2
Product: nuclear envelope integral membrane protein 2
Exons: 9
Coding region: 107-1477 (456 amino acids)
Cellular component (GO): nuclear envelope
Source: RefSeq, a predicted model, not a curated record
UGUUGGAUCAUGCCCUCUGGCUUCAGAUUCAUUGAGCCUGGGCUAUCCGCGCUUCUUCUCCUAGACACCGCUUUGUUCAAACCAUCGAACGCGGCUAGUUGUGGAAAUGCCGCCGUCUGCGUGCUCCAAAGUGCUUCGGCUCUUGCAGUGGCAACCACAUCUGACACUGCUGCUGCAGUUAUCCUUUCUAGCCUUGGUCCAGGCGGCCAGAGAUUAUAACUGUAAGCUCUUGAAGACAAUGGACACGAUGCACAGUUCAGCGUCCAGCUGUUAUUGCUACAUUCCAAGUGGAGCGAUACACUUAAAAAAUAGUUGGUCAAGUAUUCAGGUGAAAAUCAAUAGCACUGAAAUGUUCAAGGUGGUGUUUAUCUCAGAGGAAACUAAUUGUCACAAUGAAGACACUCUAUUUGCCUUUUUAAAAUGCCUUUAUAGAAGUACUUGGCAAUCAGAAAUGUCUAAUGAAACCAUCCUAUCAGUGGACUAUUAUGGAGACAUAACGUGCUUCAGCGUCCUACCCACAAAUAAAGUAUCCUACACUGUGUCUGCACAACAAAACAUGUUGGAUAAGAAACUCCUUCUGUUGUUCGUAGCUGGUGGUCUUCUCUUUCAUUUUGCACCUAACUUAAGCAGAAGCACUGUGUUUUAUUAUUCGGCUGGCAUAGCACUUGGGGUUCUUGCCACUCUAGUCUUCCUCCUUCUGCUGCUUAAAAGAUUUAUUCCCAAGCUCAGCACCUUCUGGAUUUUGAUGAGUGGAUGCUGGUUCUCUUCUCUCUAUUUUUUUUACACUUUGAAAGAGGAUUUGAAAUGGUUCUGGGAUAAUAAUACACACUACGUUCUGGGGUAUGUGUUGAUUGUUGGAUUUCUUAGUUUUGCUAUUUGUUACAAGCACGGACCACUCAGCAGUGAGCAAAGCACGAAUCUCUUGAUGGGGACACUACAGUUUACAGGCUUGACCUUCGUUUACUUUGGCAUUGCCAUACCUCCGGUUGCUUAUGCUGUAAUAGCUGCCAUGCUGUGCUCCAAAAUCCUGCACUACCCACUUAGAGUGUUCUGCUGUGUUGGCAGAAAAGCGAAUCACUUCUUCCGGUCAAGAAAGGUAGAGGCUUGUCGUUAUCAGACUGAGGAUGAAUAUCGGGAGCAAGGUGAAGUGGAGACCAUAAAGGCCUUGGAGGAGCUUCGGACCUUCUGCCGGAGUCCUGACUUCCCCUCAUGGGUGGCGGUGGUUAAGCUCCAGAACCCUCAAAAAUUUGCAAACUUUGUUCUGGGGUCUUCUCACGUGUCACCAGAAGAAAUGAAUGCCCAUGAUGAACAGUAUGGCAUUGGAGGAGCUCUCUUUGAGCGGCAGCUUUUUAACGUCGAGACAGAAUCUGAACAGGACCAGCAAACUGUUCUCUUUCAAGACGAGGAGAACAACCCAGUGGAGGAACAAGCAGAGCAACAAAAUAUUUUGCACUUUCACAGCAGAGAGUUCCUUUGAAGCCCCCCGCCAAGACAAGGCAGGGAAAAUGCAAAGCAUGGUAGGAGAAGUUUGUGCAGAACAGAGCUGGAAAACUUUUCCUUUUGAACUGUAGGGGGCAACCAAGACUUUCUGCAGGUCUCAUUCCUACAGAACUGGUUUUCCAGUCCCUGGGCAGCCAUGUGAAGAUUUCAGGGAUGUUUUGAGAGAAGGCCUGUGCUCCCCAAAAGUACUGUUCAACCAACCAUUGUACAAAGUGAAGGUUUUGGGUUUGUCUUCUGAACAGGCGGCUUCCAGGGAAAACCUGCCUCACUUACAUGGAGGACCACUUCACAUGAAUGUCAGGUUGUCUGAUCAGAUUCUGCUUCAGCUGAAAAAACCAUCAGAGGUUAGCCACUCCACAGCCAUUUGCACUACCUCUUUGAAAUGAAUUGUUCUAUUCUAAAGGUGAAAGCAAAUCCAAGGUUUUCCUAGAACAUGGCUUGCAUGAAGCUGGAAGGUCAGGAGAAUCUGCUGUGGUUGAUGAUCAUUCUCCCUGGAUGUCCUUUAUAAGUCAGCAAGUUUCUAUUACCAAGAUGGGGAUUAUUACUAAUCCCCAUCUUGCAAAGUCAAACUCUUGUUCUUCUGUUUACCAUUACUUUUGAAUACAGGAUUCUCUUUCUCUUGCCCCCCCUAAAGGCACUGUAUCAUAAGACUGUAUUUUGAAGGACUCUAGAAUUCUACCUUAGAAAUCCCAAGUUCAGCAGCUUAAUAAUACAGAUCAGGAGUAUCUAUAUGUUUGCUUGUAUCUGCAUGUUUUGUUAUAGCUGCAAAAACGUAGUCCUCUUCUCAUCAGGAUUCUUUUGUGACAAAGGACUGGGAUAAGGAAUUUGGGAGGUGGUGGUGAAGAGGACCAUGCAGAGGCAACUUUGAGUUCAGAAACCCCACCUCCGGAGAACAGGAAGCUCAUCUGGUGGACCCUCGCUAGUUCUCACAGCACAGUAUGCCAAGGAGUGCCUGCUCUGUGGUGUUGACUUGCCUUCAGGUUGGGCUAGGACCGUCUAACUCAUGAUGCCCAGACGGAGUCUAGGAUACAGAGGGCUGCUUCUUUCCUCUCCAGAUGUUAAAAUUCUUACUUGAUUGGUCUUCAGCAUGGGGAUAAAUGCUUAACACAGUAGUUCUCAAACUUGAGUCCCCAGAUGUUGCUGGACUAUGCCUCUCAGCAUCAGCCAGUGGCAAAGGAUAAUGGGAGUUGUAGUCCAACAACAGGUGGGGGCUCAGGUUUGAGGAUCCCUGGCUUAAAAUAUGCUCAGCUGCUAAACCUUUCAGACUGGUUUUAAUUGUGUAAUGCAGUGGUUCCCAACCUGGGUUCCUCCAGAUGUUGCCGAACUACAAAUCCCAGCAUCCCCAGCCAUAAUAAACUGUAGCUGGGGAUGCUGGUAGUAGUUCAGCAACAUCUGGAGGGUUGGGAAUCACUGGUGUAAUGUGUAGAUUUUAGAGUAAUGAUGGGUUUUAUCCAUAUUCUCUCAGCUACUUUUGUAGAAAGGCAAGGUACAAAUGUUUUAAAUAAUCUAAACUAGGCCUGAGCAACUUGUGACUUUCCAAGUCAAAUUCAGCCUCCCAGCUAUUCGUGAAAGCCCACUUGGAUCUCAGUAAGCCUUCUGCUUUUUUUCCUGGCCUAGGACAGAAAAGGUAGGCCACAGACUGUAACUUCUUGGAUAUGACUUGGUGGGCCACAGGUUGUCUUGGUUUGCCUUAAAACUUUAGUUAAGACUGUAUGCAUCCUUUGAUUUCCAUGGCAGUGCAGGAUUUGGUACUGAGCACAAGAUCUGGCAUCUUGAGAAUCCCCCCUGUUAGAACCGUCUCAAUAGCCAUUCCACCUGGCUGCCUCAAAGGCAAGACAGCAAGGCGCUCUCCAGUAGGGAUGUGGACAGAAUCAUGCAGGGUGGCUCGAUGGUGGAGGGAGAG